Erpetoichthys calabaricus (reedfish) is the source of this 3768-nucleotide messenger RNA. Its product is annotated as ubiquitin-conjugating enzyme E2 W. The record is from RefSeq and is a predicted model, not a curated record. Bases 286 to 741 code for a protein of 151 amino acids. Lineage: Eukaryota; Metazoa; Chordata; Cladistia; Polypteriformes; Polypteridae. The transcript has 6 exons.
AAAAUGAAGCUCACGCGUCACAUACUGCACGGCGGACCCCGGCUCCAUUGAGUUCGUGUUGCCGGUAGCCGUGAUGCGUCAUAAUUUACGCACUUUUGAACUUGAGGUCAGGUUCGAGCAGCCUCGCAGGUGGCUGUCAUCCCCCGCCACUACUUCUAAAGUCGCCUUCCUGAGUCCCUCUGAUGUCCUUGUGUUAUGAACACGACGCUAGAGCCACGUGACCGCGUGACGUAAAACUCCGCGGCGUCUGUCGCCCUGUACUGCAGGGGGGAGGGGGGUUCCAUCAUGGCGUCGAUGCAGAAAAGACUACAGAAGGAGCUAUUAGCAUUGCAAAAUGAUCCACCCCCUGGAAUGACUUUAAAUGAGAAGAGUGUGCAGAAUUCAAUAACACAGUGGAUAGUAGACAUGGAAGGAGCACCUGGUACACUAUAUGAAGGGGAGAAAUUUCAGCUUCUUUUCAAAUUCAGCAGUCGAUAUCCAUUUGAUUCACCUCAGGUAAUGUUCACUGGUGACAAUAUACCUGUACAUCCUCAUGUUUAUAGCAACGGCCACAUCUGUUUAUCCAUUUUAACAGAAGACUGGUCUCCUGCUCUCUCAGUGCAAUCAGUUUGUCUUAGCAUUAUCAGCAUGCUUUCCAGCUGCAAAGAAAAGAGACGACCACCUGAUAAUUCAUUUUAUGUAAGAACUUGUAAUAAGAAUCCAAAGAAAACAAAAUGGUGGUAUCAUGAUGACACAUGUUAAUAUACAGAUUUAUAUUAGUUCAGAGAAGAUCUACUGAGUACCUAAGCACUUUGAUUAAUUCAGUCUUUGAACUUGAACCUUUGACUGGAAAAUGGACACCACACGCUGAAGACUACUAUCUUUCACUGCAUUUCUAUUGUGGUGCAGAUGGAUGUAUGCAGACAAUUGAUUGAAUACGACGAUGUACUGCACCCAACCUGCACAUAUUUGCCGAGAGGUAUUAAUGCAGAAAGUGAAGACGUUGUAGUGGCGUUAUUCCUGUUUUCAAGUCUUGUUUUCCUUUUCCUAAGGGAAAGGAGAAGACCAGGUCCUCAUGUAUUGUGCAAUAACAAGGAUUGAUGCAUGUGUGGACCUCAAGCAAAGAAUACAUCCAAAUUGGUUCAACUGAGGAAGUCCAGUGAGAUAAACCCAAAUAAAAUGCAACAUCUUUUGUACUUAAAUAAUAUGCACUGUGACAAUGACUUAUGGGUGUUACCAACUUGGGUGUGGAUUUUAUUAUUUAGUGCUGAAACUCCUUGAAAAGUUUAUAUUCAGGUUAAAAGGUUUUACUUUAUAAUGCUGUCCAAAAUGGAAAAAUCCUUGUAGCUUUCAUACAGUUUAACUGCGCUCUUGCAAGUUUGCUCCGUAAAAGUAAAAAAGUUUAAAGAAGAAAAAUCUAAUAUGGACAAAUGUGGCAUAAUAGUUUAAUAUUGUUGCAACCAGAUCUCUAUUUUAACCUAUAAAUGAGUAUGUUUAAUUCUUUUAAUUCUACCCCCCCAUUCCCCAGCCCUGCUUGUUCUGUUUGAAGUAAAGGAUAGAUCCAGACGCAUACUACACAGCUGGGCCACACGUUUUCUGUAAUAUUUAAGAUUUUUUUUUUUUAUUACUGUGCUGCAUAACUUAAGUUUGUUUCAUUUGUUGUAUGACUGUCUUGCAUAUUUUUUUUUUCUUAAAUAUUGUUUCAAUUGAAAAUGCUUUGUCUUUUUGGUAACUUAUUUCUCUUUACAAGUUGUUAUCCCGACUUUUAAUUCUUGAAGGGGAAAAAUACAUUUUGAAGGAUGCUAGACGUUUUGGGAACCAUUUAUUUUGUGUUUGUUCUUUUUGCAGUCAACUGGCCGUACAAAUGUUCUACUUCAUAUAUAAAAAGAUAACUUAUUUAUUGUUGUUCUAGAAAGUGCUGGUAAAAGUGCAAGAUAUGCUAAAAGCAAGGAAGUGGUCUGUCAAUGAUAAGUGUACUGAAAAAAACAUUUUAGGAAGAGAUCACCGCAGCAGACAGCGUGUGUGUGUGUGUGUGUGUGUGACUAAAAUUGUCAGAGCUCUACAUCCUAACCUUGAUUCCUAGGAGAGACCAUUAAUGCGUAUUAGCUGCCGGUUAUUUACUUGGGGAAAAAUUAUUUGAAUGUUACAUAGGAACAUUUUAUAUUUAGGAAAUAAGUUACCAAAGCAGCUUACAAAGUAUCUCGGGCAAACCAAAAAGAGCUGAGGUACAUCCUCAGGUAAUCGGGUUAAGUAUGUAAAGAUCACGUCUUAAUAUUCAACUCUGAGACUAGCUGUGUGUAAUGACUGGUUGUUUGAGGCCAUUUUUAGAUUCAGCCACAGGCUUCUAGUCAAAGCAGUGUUACAGCAAAACCUAGAAAUUCACAUCUAUAAACCUGUUGACUUGCACAGCGCUCAUUUUCGAUUCUACUUUUAAUUUGUAUUCCAUUCAUUCGGCAGUUGUACUGAUGCCAGUGCCUUCAAUUCGGCCUCUUUGUGUGGGCCUUUUCCUGUGGGAGCAGCCAGUUUGUUUUUCCUUUUGAUUUUUAACACCUCAUGACCCCACACAGCCACGUGUUCUCUUGGCUUUUUUCUUCAUGCAUGUCUUACAGUAAACAGAGGCUCGAGGCACAUGUUACAUAAUCGUGAGCCUGUCGUGGUGGAGCUGUUUACUUGUGCUCUGCCCAUGGAGUACAGAUGGGUGUGCAAGUGCAGUUCACAAACCGGGGCUCACUCUUCUGUCUCCUCAAUCUAAUGGUUUAGCUGGCCGUUUUUCUUUUUCUUUUUCUUAUUCUUGAUUCAGAAAAGUUGCAUUUAGAAGAAAUUCAGAAAUGUGUUAUCUUUGUUACAGUUUUAAACACGUAACUUUCUUUUCCCAUUUGUAUUUCAUUUUUAUCUCUGUGGAGUUUGCCACUUAAAUUGUAUCCAAAUACAGACACUUGCAGACAUGGGUGCAAAUGACACUUAAUGUUAAAGCAGAGUCACUACUUCAAUUUUACAUUCAUUGUUGUGUUAAGUAGUGACGGUUAACUGCAGGUGUUCAUCCCACCCACCUUCUGCUUUUACCUGGACCCCUGCUGUUUCCCAGUUUCUGCCUUUUUGUUUGGCAUCAGAAAUUAAAAAAUGGGUGUGCUAAAUGUUUAACUGAAUGUAUCCAACAUUUUUGUGUAUGACAUUAUGUACUGUUCUUGAUUUUUAUUUAAGAUUUUGCUUCUUUUUUAAUUUAUUUAUUUUAAUACGUUCUGGGUCUUUAAGCCUUUUCUUAUUCAUGAGCUCACAAGUGAAUUUGAUGCUGAAGUAGCUGUCUGCCUUUAGCAGUCCGUGUCGUCUGCACUGCUCCUCACUAAUUUCAGUAUUUGGAUACGAUUGAGGUAGUAAACUCCUUAGGAAACGGUGCAUUAAAAAGAAUGGGAUAAAAGAAAGUGAGCAUUUAAAGAUGUGGCAACAAAUGCAAAUUUCUGAAUUUUGUUUACAUGUAAAAUAUACUAGCACGUAUUUCUAAAUGCAAAACCCCCGGCAUCUCACGUCCAUAACACUAAAUGUCUGUCGUUUUUGUUUGUACAUCUGACUUCGCUCAAGCUACCUGUUUUGCAUUCCUCUUGCACCCUGCUAAUCCAGCAGCAAUAUUCUGCAGUUCUUCUACGUGUAUUGUUAUGCAGUUCUGAAUGCCUUCCUAAUUGUGGUUUUAUUGCCCUAUUGAUGCAUCUCAGAUUAAAAUUUAAAUAAAACAGUUGCCUUCUUUGCUUGGUUGUUAUAAUCCCGAAGUUUAAAUAAAUAAAAUAAAAUCCAAAA